Penicillium alfredii is the source of this 339-nucleotide messenger RNA. RefSeq lists its product as uncharacterized. The transcript has a single exon. Lineage: Eukaryota; Fungi; Ascomycota; Eurotiomycetes; Eurotiales; Aspergillaceae. Bases 1 to 339 code for a protein of 112 amino acids. The record is from RefSeq and is a predicted model, not a curated record.
AUGGCUAACCCAGCCCUGCCACCCAGUCUAGACGCCUCCGAGGGCUUCCAGUACACCUUCCAUCAGCUGCACACCUUCCUCCCACUUCUGCUGAUCUAUCUCUUGCUGUCUGAUAUCGUCUCAGGUGACAAUCAGUGGGCAUGCUGCUCCAUCUCUGCCAACUGUUUUGUUCCACUCUUGAGCAAUUUGGAUCAAUUGGCCCCUGACAAUCGUCUGGUCGUCAUUGAAUACCUGGGAGAUGGGCGAGAUAAUCUAGCAUCCGAGCGUGCGGGAAUACUGGAGCGCUCUGAAGACAUCUUUGUUCUGUCGUCCCGAUUGAAUCUCGUAAAGUUUAUAUAA